AUGGCUGAUCAUUUUUCGAGAGAUAUCUUGAUCCACAUAUUCUCAAGAUUGGGUGUCAAACAACUUUGUCAGCUCAAGUGCCUCUCAGAAGAAUGGCUUCAAACAAUUUCCAGUCCCUAUUUCAAGAAACAACAGUAUGAUCAAUCGAAGAAAAGGCCAACUCUGUCUCUUAUCAGCUCUUCAAGAAAUCGUUCGUUCAGGUCCCAAUUCAUUCAUCUUUCUUCAAUAGACUCCUAUAAUCAUGUUCAUGAAUAUGAAGCUGUUGCAGAAAUUAGAGAGCGCAAUUUUGUGUGCAUUUCUGGGCUAGACUUGUUAUGUUUUUGCCAAACUGGCUAUGAAGGGAAAAUAUGGAUUUGCAAUCCCGUUACCAAAAAGACUCUAGCUUUGCCCGUUCUUUCCGAUUUUGCAGUCCACAUCAACGGGAUCGUUUAUUGGCUAGCCUUUGCGAAAGAUAAUACCGUUAGCAGUGAUCGUAUGACAAUUCUUGAAAUGAACUUGGAAAAUGAGGAAGUACAUACUCUCCGUUGUCCAAAUGGCUAUAACUUUGGGUUUUCACAUUUGGCUGAGAUAAAUGGACAUUUAUGUUUCGUUCACAAUAAAACAGAUGCUGAUAUGUUAAAUGCUUGGAUGUUGAAGGACCGUGUGAGUGAAGCAUGGUGUCUAGAGUAUAGCGUUGAGGUUCCUCAGAGUGCUUAUAACUACAUCACGAUUCUUGGUUAUUUACCAAGAAAUGAUGAGAGUACCGGUGAUAUCUUGAUUCAGUCGUUAAAAGGUAAUAAUCUCUUUUGUUAUGAAACUGAUACCCAAAAGUUCAAAGAAUUGCAGAGUUUAAAUAAGGUAAAGUUUGAGUGGUGUGGUCUUUAUUAUGAGAGUCUCUUCUCUAUAGGCAUGCCUGGAAAUUAG
Solanum pennellii is the source of this 903-nucleotide messenger RNA. RefSeq names its product putative F-box protein At1g47300. Gene Ontology annotation, molecular function: protein binding. The transcript is spliced from 2 exons. The coding region runs from base 1 to 903 and encodes 300 amino acids. The record is from RefSeq and is a predicted model, not a curated record. NCBI's taxonomy places the organism in Eukaryota, Viridiplantae, Streptophyta, Magnoliopsida, Solanales, Solanaceae.